Molecule: messenger RNA, 3540 nt
Organism: Terrapene triunguis (Three-toed box turtle)
Lineage: Eukaryota; Metazoa; Chordata; Testudines; Emydidae
Product: zinc finger protein 300-like
Exons: 2
Coding region: 208-1212 (334 amino acids)
Biological process (GO): regulation of transcription by RNA polymerase II
Cellular component (GO): nucleus
Molecular function (GO): DNA-binding transcription factor activity, RNA polymerase II-specific; RNA polymerase II cis-regulatory region sequence-specific DNA binding
Source: RefSeq, a predicted model, not a curated record
UCAGCAGCUGCGCUGCCUCCAUUAGCUGUGACCCGAAACCCUGUCCCGAACCGCUGCUGCUCCCCAGCCGGGAGAGCCCUUCCCUAGCUCCUGGGGCAGCCCCGGGCUCUGCCGACACCAGCCCCUGAGCCGGAGCCUGCAGCAGGUGAGUGCAAGCAGGAAACAUCUUUGUUCACAUGUGCUGGUAAAAAAGCAACUCAUGACAAGAUGCCUCCCAAGCGAUCCAAAGGAAAUGUUUCACAGGGACUGAACCAGAAAAAGUCCCUCAAGAAUCAGAGGAAAUUGGACAAGCUACAGAAGAGCUCUCUUGUGCAGAGAGAGGGUAAAUCAGCUAUCCGUGGGAGAGCUGUGAGGAAGAGCAAAGACACCAUCAUCUGCCAGAGAACAUACGCAGGGGAGAAGCCCAACAUCUGCAUUGAGUGUGGGAAAAGCUUCACCCAGAGCUCAGACCUUAUGAACCAUCAGAGAACCCACACGGGGGAGAAACCCUAUAAAUGCAUUGACUGCGGGAAGAGCUUCAGCGUCAGCUCAAACCUGAGUCGACACCAGAGAACCCACACGGAGGAGAAGCCCUAUCCCUGCACUGACUGUGGGAAAAGCUUCACAGACAAGUCCACUCUGACCCAACACCAACGCGUCCACACGGGUGAGAAGCCCUAUAAAUGCAUUGACUGUGGGAAGAGCUUCAGCCGCAGCUCCCACCACAAGAGGCAUCUGAGGAGCCCUCCAGAGAAGAGGCAGGACAAAUGCACCCACUGGGAAAGCGCCACUAUUGGGAAGGUGAAAGAAACUAAAGUGUCUAAGAAGAAAACCCCGACCAUUGAGAUCCCCAACACAUGCGCCGAGUGCUGGCAAAGCUUCAGCCAGAACUCCGACCUGGUCAAACACAUGAGGAUCCACACAGGAGAGAAACCCUACGAGUGUCCCGAUUGCGGAAAAAGAUUCAAUGUCAGUUCAAACCUGAUCAGACACCAGAGGAUCCACACAGGAGAGAAACCCUACACGUGCUCUGACUGCGGGAAAAGCUUCACUGACAAAUCCACUCUGACCCAGCACCACCGGAUCCACACAGGAGAGAAACCCUACAUAUGCACUUACUGCGGGAAAAGCUUCAGCCGCAGCUCCCACCACAAGAGACAUGAGCGAACCCACACCGGGGAAAACCCCGUGUCCUUUCUGCCCUUGUGGCCCUACCCCACCCAGACAUACUGAAAUGAUCCCAUUGGUUCUGGGCAAUGGGAGCUGAGGGCCCAGGAAUUAAGUGGGAGAUUUUUCCCAAGCUCCAGCGUGAUUCAGUAGCACAAUCCCCAUCAGCUUCCAAUAAGACAUAGGGUCCACUGUGCUUGCGUCACUUCUGGGCAUGAGACCUAGGUUCCUAAAUCAGUUAGGUGUUGCAGUGCCGCGUAGAGUUAAGUCUUGACAACUGUAAGAAUUUGGGUCUGAAAUCCCACCCAGAGCGAAGGGAGCUCUGUGAGGGGUUUCAUUAGAGCAUUAGGGAGUAAACUACCCAAAUUCCAUUAGUAUUAUUUGUAUUGUGGUAGCACCUAGCAGCCCCAGUCAUGGACAAGGAACCACAGUGCGAGGCACUGUACAAACACAGAACAGAGAGAUUUCCCUGCCCCACAGAAUCAACAGGAUCUGGGUGCCUAACUCACUUAGACCCCAUGAACAUCCAGAGUUUCAUAGAGUUGAGGGCCGGAGAGGACAAUUAGAUCAUCUAGUCUGACCUCCUGUAUAUCACAGGCCAUGAAUCUCACUCAAAUACUGCUAUAUCGAGCCUAAUUAUUCAUAGAUUCAUAGAUUCUAGGACUGGACGGGACCUCGAGAGGUCAUCGAGUCCAGUCCCCUGCCCGCAUGGCAGGACUAAUUACUUUAGUUAAACUAAAACCUUUCAACACUUAAGAGGCUAAUCUGUUGUGAGCCAGAGUAGAGAACAGGAGAGACCAAGGGGCCCCUGCCAUGGCUGGGAAUUGAUUAGAUGAGAGAUGCUGGGAUGAUUCCCAGCAGGCGAUUCACACCCCAUGCCGUGGAGGAAUGCAAAAAACGCCAAGAUCUCUGCACCUGGGGGGAAAUUCUUACCCAACCCCAAAUCUGGUGAUCAGUCUGACCCUGGGCAAGUGAGCAAAACCUGCCAGCCAGGCAUCUAGAAAGACAAUUCUCUGAACCACUUCAGAGCACUGGCUUACCUCAUCCUGGGUCUUGUUGCCAAUUUCUGAUGCUUCAGGGAAAGGUGAAAAAGAAACCCAGAUACAUCUGGCCAAUGGUGCAUUGGAAAAAACAUUCCUGUCCCCUGCAGGGGAGCGUCUGAAGCCCUGAAGCAUGAGAUUUGGUUAUUGUCAUUACAUAGUACAGCAAGUGUGCAGGGCGGGGGUGGGAUAAAAAGCCUGUUCUUUGGGGCACAUCUUUCAGCUGGGAGCUACUUCUUAGAAGAAUAUAUUUGAUUUUACAUGAUCAUUGGCCUGUAUGGAUGAGUUGAGGUGGACAGUGGAGCCCUGUUCCCAGCCGGGCUGGUGUGUACAACAUGAUUGGAUACCCCAGAACUGGCACUCGCUGGUCCCCUUGCACAGUGUCAGCAGGGAAGGCAAGCACUCAAGAAGCCCAGCAGAUCUGAACUCCCCUGAGCCCCAGGGAAACCCUGUAGACUUCAGCUGGAGCUAUGAAAUCAGAGUUCAGUCUGGGUUUAGCCUGCACUUCCGCUACCUGUGGUGAGGAUAUGAAGGGGCUGUUGAGCCCGGCUCCUCUCCCCAGCACUGAUCCCCAUCUCUCGUGCAGUUGGUCAGUUCUAACACACAUCCAGCGGAUCCCCCUGUGUUGAUGCAUUCAGAAAAGGGGGUUUCUCACUCCUGCUUUCCUGUGUAAAUAGCCCCUCCCCCCCAGUUAACUUUGCUGGCUCUGCGCUGGCACCUUCAGCCAGUCUGUGACACAUCACCCCAACUCCAGUUUGUCUUGCCGUCGGAGCUGAACUGAUAAGAUGCUGGAGCCAAGGGACUGGGGAUUCCCCCUUUCUCCAACUGGGAGCAAACUGCUUUGAGGCAGGUUAUAUUCCCCUCAGUCCACCCCACCCACCAGCCUUCGUUACCCUGCUCCCCGUAUCACACCCAGCCCAUUAAUUGACAUCUCUGCCCCAGAACGGGAAGCUAGGUGCUGCCGUGGUUCUGCUCCCCUGGCUCCGACGCCCUGGGCCUCAGUCUCCAGAGUUUGUUCCUCCCCCUCCCCUGGAGCGUGGGUCAGUUGAGGGGACUCACCGCUGCACCAGCAGAGUCCAAGAGCCCAGGGUGUAUGUGUGAGGCUGCUCAAAGCUGGAGCGGCUGCUCCCAGGGAGGCUGGGCACAUGGACUCUCCCAGCUGUGGCAGAGCCUUUCUCUGUUGUAUAUACUACAUGUGUAGUUGCCAAGUAUGUUAAAUGCAUUAUGCUUUAUAGAGAACACAUUCUAUUAAAAAAGCCUCAGGCGCCUUGGAAAAUCCCAGCCUGAGAUUCUGGACCAUUGUGAGAACAAUGAACAGGAAUCACUCAAGGAUGAGAUGGUAUGUAAAAUAUCC